Chaetomium globosum CBS 148.51 is the source of this 3033-nucleotide messenger RNA. RefSeq lists its product as uncharacterized. The coding region runs from base 1 to 3033 and encodes 1010 amino acids. Gene Ontology annotation, molecular function: hydrolase activity, hydrolyzing O-glycosyl compounds. The record is from RefSeq and is a predicted model, not a curated record. Gene Ontology annotation, biological process: carbohydrate metabolic process. NCBI's taxonomy places the organism in Eukaryota, Fungi, Ascomycota, Sordariomycetes, Sordariales, Chaetomiaceae. The transcript has 2 exons.
AUGCAUGCAAAAUGGGCGGCCGUUGCCGCUUUUUUCGCCCAAGCCCAAACAAGCGUUGGAGCUCUCGUAUCUUUGCCAGGUACAACGGCCACCAUUCCGUCAUGGCAUUUGCAGUCUUCCGCUAAAACGGGAACCAACCUUGAGGCCCUUUCACAAACUGGCGUGGACACCACCUCAUGGCAUCACGUCGACAACUCCAAAUGCACCCUUAUGGGCUGCCUGAUUGAAGCCGGGGUAUACGAUCAAGAAGAAUUGUUUUACUCGGAAAACCUGCGCACUGUCGAUGAGAAACAGUUCUCGGUUCCAUGGAUUUACCGCCAUGAGUUCCCACUCAAGCCUGAGCCUGGCCAGCACUUCUUUUUGCAGACCCACGGCAUAUCCUCCCGCGCUGACAUUUUUCUCAAUGGCAAAGAGGUCGCAUCCUCAUCGGAGCAAGUAGGCUCAUACGUAGGGAACAACUACGACAUCACCGGGGUCGUUCACUCCCACAACGCGCUUGCGAUCCAGGUGCACCCAACCGACUACUAUCACGACCUUGCCCUCGGGUGGGUCGACUGGAAUCCCUGGCCAGCAGACAACGGCACCGGUAUCUGGCGAGACGUUGAGAUUAAACAAACCGGAGCGGUUAUGCUUGAGCCGCUGCGGGUUGUCACACAAUUAGGCCCUACGCUUGGGGAUGAGCCAGCCAAUAUCACCCUCAAAACACAAGCCCACAAUCUCGAAAAUACCACCGUCACCAUCACAGCCGUGGCCCACAUCACCUCAGACUCCGGAGGACACUCCAUCACCAUCAGCAAAACCGUUACCCUCGCCCCCCUCUCCAACACGGAACUCGUCCUCUCCACAACCAUCCCCAACCCCAAAAUCUGGUGGCCGCGCCAAUGGGGCGCCCAACCCCUCUACACCGCCACCCUGACCACCACCCUCGCCCACACCACCCACCCCACCGACCACGCCACCACCACCUUCGGCCUGCGCACCGUCACCACCACCCUCAACGCCCACAACGACACCACCUUCCACAUCAACUUCCGCCCCUUCCAAGUCCUCGGCGCCGGCUACGCUCCCAACCUCUUCCUGCGCUUCUCCCCCGCUAAAUGGGAGUCCGAGCUGCACUACGCGCUCGACCUCGGCCUCAACACCAUCCGCCUCGAAGGCAAAGACGAGCACCCGGCGCUCUACGCCGCCGCCGACCGCGCCGGCAUCAUGCUGCUCGCCGGCUGGGAGUGCUGCGACAAGUGGGAGGCCUGGAGCUACAACCCCGACCUGGCCGUCAGUCCGGUGCCCGUGUGGGAUGCGGAGGACUACGCGGUGGCAAAGAGCGGCAUGCGCCAUGAGGGCGCCAUGAUGCAGGCGCAUCCGAGCGUGCUGGGGUUUGUGAUUGGGAGCGACUUUUGGCCGGAUGAGAGGGCUACGGAGGGGUAUUUGACCGCGUUGGAGGAGGUGGGUUGGCAGCUGCCUGUGUUGGGGUCCGCGUCGAAGAGGGGGUUUUCUCAGCAGACGGGUCCGAGUGGGCUGAAGAUGGCGGGGCCGUAUGAUUGGGUGCCGCCGGGGUAUUGGUGGGAUACGGAGCCGGCGGAGGAGCGGUUUGGGGCGGCGUUUGGGUUUGGGUCCGAGUUGGGGGCGGGUGUGGGCACGCCGGAGUUGGGGUCGCUGAGGAAGUUUCUGGGGGAGGCCGAGAUGGAGGAUUUGUGGAAGAGUCCGAAUAAGAGUUUGUAUCACAUGUCGAGGGAGACGUCGCAGUUUGAGACGAGGGAGAUUUACAACACGGGGCUGUGGAACCGGUGGGGGGCACCGAUGAGUCUGGACGACUAUCUUAUGAAGGCGCAGCUAAUGGAUUAUGAGGCUACGCGGGCACAGAUGGAGGCGUACACGGCCAUGUGGAGCGCCGACCACCCUGCCACCGGGCUGAUCUACUGGAUGCUCAACAACGCCUGGCCGAGCUUGCACUGGAACCUCUGGGACUACUACAUGCGGCCGGCGGGGAGCUAUUUUGGGGCCAAGGUGGGCUUGAGGAUGGAGAAUGCCGCGUUCGACUACGUCAAAAAAGCGGUCUGGCUGGUGAACCGGUCGUUGGACAAGCAUGGGGAAAGGAAGGUGGAAAUCGAGGUUCUGGACCUGAAGGGGAAGGUUGUGCACAAGGAUUCGGUGGUGAUGGCGACGACCCCUAAUACCAGCAAGAACAUCGUGUCUCUCGCAGAAGCGCUGGGGAACGUUACGGACGUGGUGUUUCUGCGGUUGGUCCUUCACGAUGGCCCCGCGAAGGGGAAUGUGCUCAGCCGGAACGUGUAUUGGGUUGCGAAAGAGCCAGACGUCUUGGACUGGGCGGGCUCGGACUGGUACUACACCCCUGUCAGCAACCACUCCGACUACACUGGGUUGGAUGAUCUCCAGCCGGCAGCGGUCCAUGCUCACGGGGUCCGGACCGGUCAUCAUGUAUACAUCACACUGGAGAACAAGUCCGACGUCCCGGCGUUUUUCGUGAGUCUGAACUUGGUGGAUAAGCACGGGGAUGAUGUGCUGCCGGUGACGUGGGAGGACAAUUAUGUCACGCUGUGGCCGGGAGAGAGUAUCACCCUAAAGGCGGAAAUUUCAGGCGCAAGCAACCAUGCGGGGGAAGUUGUGGUUGUGGGCAAAAACGUUGCCAGGACGAGCAUAAGAUUGCGAGCCCUGGUGGCACGGCUACCUCUGGUGGUCUUCGUGAUGCCCCCGCGCCGUGAUCCUGGUGUUGAUGCCCUUGCGCGCGCCGUUCCGCGCCGUGGUGCGCGCUGGGCCACAGCGGAAGCGCUGGGAGGCGUUAAGGAUGGUGCUCCAGCAGUACUGCUAGCUCUGCUGCCACCCCUGCCUCCUCUAGAGCCUUUACCCCUGACACGACGGCCUCGAGUACUUCCAGUGGCCACCACGAUGGUGCUUCGCUGGGAGGGGGUUGCUGAAGGCUCCCUAUCGUCGUUGUCGAAAUUCACACGCUCCUACUGUGAUGGUUCUCUUCGGAUCGAGGGCGCUAGGCCGGACUGGCGCUGCGUUGACUGCUGA